AUGAAACAAUCAUGGAUGUUUGAGGCUGAGGACCGUCCACACUUUUUCAUUGAACGCUUUGGUUUUGGGCACUCAGGACACAUGGACGUGCACGUGUCCAAUGUAGAAAUUAAUACACCAGAAAAGUCUUACACAAUUCAGGCAGGACUAUUAUUUGUGCAUCAAGAUAAGUUAUGGGAGACGGUAGCAUUGUUAGAAGACUCAAGCGUAACUGAAGCUAUUGAUAACGAAACAGACGAGUGUAUUCUGCAACUACGUCACGAUGAUGAAUGGAUUGAUCUCAAUAAGGCACAAACCUGGAAUAUUAGUCGGAGUAUGGAACUUGAAGGCACAGAAGACAAUGGACACAAAAGACUACAAAAGAUUGGGUUUUAUUACAUUUUCUAUGCCCAGUGUACACCUGGAAUCAAGGUCUCUUUCCAUAUGGACGCAUUGUUCAAGAAUGGAGAUCACAAUUUUUUGUCCAUUGGGGAUGCACCUUUACCAAGUGUUUAUCUGGUAAUGAGCUUGCUCUUUUUAAGUGCUGCAGUAGUUUGGUGGUGGUGUCUCGUGAAAAAUUUGGAACAUGUGCAACGAGUUCAUUGGUUCAUGGCAGUACUGGUGUCAGUUAAGACGGUAGCACUAUUUGCUGAAGCAAUGCAUGCGUACUACAUGAAACGUAACGGUGACACUCUUACUGCGUGGACAGCAGUGACGUACGCGUUUUUAAGUCUAAAGGGGAUUUUACUAUUCUCGGUGCUGAUGCUUAUUGGUACGGGAUGGUCACUAUUGAAACCUCAUUUGUCGCAGAAGGACAAGUCGGUGCUGUCGCUGGUGCUAGUACUGCAGGUCAUAAGCAACAUUGCCCAGAUUGUAGAGGCAGAGACUGCAGUGGGUACACGUGCUUGGGUAAGCUGGCGAGAUGUCUUAAUCAUUGCAGACGUGGCUUGCUGUGCUGCAGUGUUGCUUCCGAUUGUGUGGUCUAUUCGUCAACUGCGAGUUGCCGCUGCAACAGACGGCAAGGCCUUUAUUAAUCUCCAGAAACUCACGCAAUUUCGAUCAUUUUACCUGCUCGUCAUUUGCUAUAUCUACGUGACUCGGUUGGCCUUGCAGCUCCUGCGGGCUAGUUUGCCCUAUAACGGUACCUGGGUGGCUGUGGCAGUGAGCGAACUAGCUGCUUUGGGCUUUUUCAUCGCCACUGGCUAUCGCUUCCGUCCGUUGCCGGUCAACCCGUAUCUGGAAGUUCCUAUGCACGAGGAUAAUUUGGAGGAAUUUGCGCUGGAAGACGACGAAGAUGACUUGGACUUUCAACGCGAUCAGCGCAACGAUAUUCACAAGUUUGCAUACGGUGCGCCAGUUAGAACCACGGCAAGCUACUCAAUGAAGAGACAGUAUGCACCGGAGCGUGCCAGUUAUGCUAACACGACGAGUGACAGCAUCAAUAGCGAUCUAUAG
This is a messenger RNA of Peronospora farinosa, 1434 nucleotides long. NCBI's taxonomy places the organism in Eukaryota, Oomycota, Peronosporomycetes, Peronosporales, Peronosporaceae. The record is from the annotation of a GenBank genome assembly.